GAGGGAAGCGUCAGCUUUUAGUGCAAUUGGAUUUCACAACCAAUUAAACUUCUCUCUCGCUAUAACGGCCACACCACAUUUUGCCAUAACACAAUGCAACGGGCACCUUCUGUGGCAGCAGCGAGCUGAUGUUUGCUCAAGAUUCUUCAAACUGCAAACGAAGGAGGACCCCCCUCCCACUGGAAAUAUCAAAUCAAAUUAUCUGAGCUUUUCUGAAUGCCUCAAAGGAAGAAAUACCUACCAUGAGUUGUAAUUUGUGAUUGUGCUGGACAGCAUUUUAACAUCUCUUGAAAUAUGCAAACAGUUAAGAAAGAGCCACCUUCUAGUGGGGCUUAUCCCGAUGAGGACUCUUUGGUCCUCGCAGUGGCCCUGCAAGGGCGAGACAGUGAGCUGAUGGGCCACAAACUAUCCAACGUACCCUUCAAGGCAAAAAGUUCUGCCUGCCGCAGGAAACGGGAGUUCAUCCCCGACGAAAAGAAGGACAACAUCUACUGGGAACGGAGACGGAAGAACAAUGAGGCAGCCAAGCGUUCGCGGGAGAAACGGAGGCUCAAUGACAUGGUUCUAGAAAACAAGCUGAUGGCCUUGGGAGAAGAGAAUGCCACUCUCAAAGCUGAGCUGCUCUCCCUGAAGCUGAAAUUUGGGUUGGUCAGCUCCUCUGCAUAUGCCCAAGAGGUGCAGAAGAUCACCAGCUCAACCACAGCGCUCUACCAAGAUUUCGGUACUACUGGCACUAGUCACAGUGCACUCAACAGAGACCUGGAACCCUCUCACCUGGGCAGCAGCUGCAUAUCGGUCAUUAAGCACCCUCCCCUCAGCGUGCUCUCGGACAUCUCUGAGACCUCGCCCUUAACUGACGAUGGCCCCCUGGCAAGCCUGUGUAGGACCCCUGACAUCAUCAAAGAGGAGCCGGUGGAAAAUGGCAACUACUCCAUGGAAGUCAGGGAGCGGAGCAGUCCUUAUGAACUGUACCGCAACUACAUGGCCAGCCCCUUCCCAGGAAACUGCUUCCAGCCCUCGCCCUUCUCGCAAAUGGCUCGGUCAUCUAGCAAUUCUCCCCGGACUUCAGACGGGGAUGACGGGCCAGUGAGCAAGUCCUCAGAUGGCGAGGAUGAGCAGCGGGUCCCAAAAGGUCCUGUGCCUUCUGCUGCUGAUCCGAAGAGCGUUAUUAUCUCCACAGUCAAGGUGCCAGACGCCAGCUCUUCUGCCCUGCCCCACAAGCUUCGAAUCAAAGCCAGGGCCAUCCAGAUUAAGGUGGAGGCCAUUGAUCCUGACUACGAUUCCUUUGGGAAGCCAUCCUCUCCCGUCGACAUGUCGGCAAAGGGGUGUUAUCCAGCUGGCAAACAUGCCUUGCCAAACUUCCUGCAGUCCUCCCUGAGUCCCUUGUCUCUCCAGGUGACAAAUGUCCAAGAUUGGGCACCCCGGGCUGACCACUGGCAUAAAGAUCAUCCAGAAACACUUCAAAAUGGCUGCAAGAACCGCCUCUGCACUGACUCGCCUGGCCCCGUAACAGACAAACUUACCGCCAAUUUCAAAGACACGGAUGCGGAGUCGAACUUGUAUCUAAAACAGGGCAUUGCUGACCUGUCAGCAGAAGUGGCGUCCCUGAAGCGGUUGAUCACUGCGCAGCAGCAGUCUUCGGCAGGAUCCAUCAAAAGUACUACUGAUUAUGACUCGCCAUCAAAAGGAUGUCACUCGAAAUGAGCCCCUCGUGUUUGCACAAGCGCUGUUUUCCCACUGUUUGUUAUUGCACUGUACGUUCAACAUGGUGUCAAACUCGAAGCGGAUUAUUUAAAUGAAUACUGUGCCGUGCGCUUAUUGUUGUGGUGAGCGUGUGUUCUUGAUUGGCCCCAUCUGUACUCCAGUAAAUGUCAGGCCAUCCUGGAAAAUUCAGUGUAAACUUCUCUUCAUUUUUAUUGUAAAUCAUCAAGUUUUUAUUUUCAUUUACAAUAAAUGUAUGUAAGCACUGAUUUUUUUUUACUGUUUGGCAUGUUAAGAAUGGUUGUUUUUGUUGUUACAUCACUUAAAUGUGAAAGUAAACUGAAAUGGUGUAAAA
Molecule: messenger RNA, 2056 nt
Organism: Brienomyrus brachyistius
Lineage: Eukaryota; Metazoa; Chordata; Actinopteri; Osteoglossiformes; Mormyridae
Gene: nfil3
Product: nuclear factor, interleukin 3 regulated
Exons: 2
Coding region: 295-1704 (469 amino acids)
Biological process (GO): DNA-templated transcription; circadian rhythm; regulation of DNA-templated transcription
Cellular component (GO): nucleus
Molecular function (GO): DNA binding; DNA-binding transcription factor activity
Source: RefSeq, a predicted model, not a curated record